Camelina sativa (false flax) is the source of this 2337-nucleotide messenger RNA. The record is from RefSeq and is a predicted model, not a curated record. NCBI's taxonomy places the organism in Eukaryota, Viridiplantae, Streptophyta, Magnoliopsida, Brassicales, Brassicaceae.
AUGCCUACAAGAUUGAGCUACCAGACAGAACUUUCUCAAGAGGGAGGGAAUGAUGAGGACAUCAGUAUUCAACUUCCAGAAGAACCCGUUCUGCCAUUUCCGGAAGAACCCGUUCUACCAUUUCUGGAAGAACCCGUUCUACCAUUUCCUGAAGAACCCGUUCUGCCAACAAUGUUACACAAACCUAUGACAAGGUUGGGAGCAAGGACCUUAAGGGAACAAUUCAACAAGUCCAUUGAAAGUCUGAUUACUCUCAUUGAGCUAGAAGAUUCCAAAGAGAAGACUCCAAAAGCAUCAUUUCUACUGGGCUGGAGCGUGCAUGAGAGCUAUGACCAAGGCAUAGAUGUUGGAGGUGUCGCAAUGGGAGGAGUUGCACUAGGUGGCUUUGCGAUAGGAGGUGUUGCGCCUGGCGGUUUUGCAAUAGGUGGAGUUGCCGUAGGAGGUUUUGCAACCGGCGGUGAUGCGGUUGGCGGUUUUGUCAUGGGUGGAGUUGCCAUAGGAGGAGUUGCAGUAGGAGGAGUUGCAACAGGUGGUUUUGCGACAGGAGGAGUUGCGGUUGGGGGCUUUUCCAUGGGUGGACUUGCCAUAGGAGGCUUUGCUACGGGAGACAUAGAUGUGGGAGGUGUUGCAGUGGGCGGCAUUGCAGUGGGAGGAGUUGCAGUAGGAGGAGUUGCAACAGGUGGUUUUGCGACAGGAGGAGUUGCGGUUGGGGGCUUUGCCAUAGGUGGAGAUGCAACAGGUGGAGUGGCGACAGGCGGAGUUGUUACAGGUGGCUUUGCUAUAGGCGGGGUUGCAACGGGCGGGGUAGAUAUGGGUGGCUUUGCUAUAGGCGGAGAUGCAAUGGGCGGCGUUGCUACUGGUGGUUUUGCAACAGGUGGAGUUGCAAUAGGUGGUGUUGUGACGGGCGGCUUUGCGAUAGGAGGAAUUGCAAUAGGAGGAGAUGCUACUGGUGGCUUUGAUACCGGUGGAGUUGCAACGGGCGGUUUUGAUGUGGGAGGAGCUGCGAUGGGUGGCUUUGAAAUCGGAGGAGUGGCGAUUGGAGGCAUUGCUACUGGUGGUUUUGCUAUAGGUGGUGUUGCAACUGGAGGAGUUACGGUAGGCGGUGUUGCAACCGGUGGUUUUGCGAUAGGCGGAGUUGCGACAGGCGGUGUUGCAACAGGAGGUGAUGCAACAGGCGGUGUUGCAACAGGUGGUGUUGCAACGGGUGGCUUUGCAAUAGGUGGGAUUACGACAGGAGGAGUUGCGAUGGGCGGUUAUACAAUAGGUGGGGAUGCUACAGGUGGUUUUGCUAUAGGUGGUGUUGCGACUGGCGGCUUAGCGAUAGGAGGAGUUGCUACUGGUGGUGUGGUUGUGGGAGGUGUUGCCACUGGUGGUUUUGCAAUUGGCGGGGUUGCAACAGGUGGUGUUGCAACUGGCGGUUUUGCGAUGGGUGGUGUUGCAAUAGGAGGAGUUGCCACUGGUGGUGUGGCAACAGGAGGAGUUGCAACAGGGGGUGUUGCGAUGGGAGGAGUUGCAAUAGGGGGCGUUGCGACGGGUGGAGUUGCAAUAGGUGGCGUUGCGACUGGUGGUUUUGCAAUUGGUGGUGUUGCAAUAGGAGGAGUUGCCACUGGUGGUGUGGCAAUGGGUGGGAAAGCUAUUGGUGGCGUUGCAACGGGUGGAGUUGCAAUAGGAGGAGUUGCCACUGGUGGUGUUGCAAUAGGAGGAGUUACCACUGGUGGUGCAGCAACUGGUGGUUUUUUGGUGGGUGGUGUUGCAACAGGAGGUGUUGCGACGGGUGGAGUUGCAACAGGUGGCGUUGCGGGUGGUUUUGCAAUUGGUGGUGUUGCAAUUGGAGGAGUUGCCAUUGGUGGUGUGGCAACGGGUGGCGUUGCAACGGGUGGAGUUGUAAUAGGAGGAGUUGUAAUAGGAGGAGUUGCCACUGGUGGUGUUGCAAUAGGAGGAGUUGCCAUUGGUGGUGCUGCAACAGGUGGUUUUGCGAUUGGUGGUGUUGCAAUUGGAGGAGUUGUCACUGGUGGUGUGGCAACGGGUGGGAAAGCUACUGGUGGCGUUGCAGCGGGUGGAGUUGCAAUAGGAGGAGUUGCCACUGGUGGUGUUGCAAUUGGAGGAGUUGCCACUGGUGGUGUGGCAACAGGUGGGGAAGCUACUGGUGGCAUUGCAAUGGGUGGAGUUGCAAUAGGAGGUGUUGCCACUGGUGGUAUUGCAAUAGGGGGCGUUGCGACGGGUGGAGUUGCAAUAGGUGGCGUUGCGACGGGUGGUUUUGCGAUUGGGGGAGUUGCAAUAGGAGGAGUUGCCACUGGUGGUGUAGCAACGGGUGGGGAAAUCGAUCGCGUUGCAUAA